GCGUGUAAAUAAAUGGACAACAUAUGAAAACCCCACCAGCUGCUGUCUCUACAUUCUUGAUUUUCCGGCAAUGAAACAACUUCAGCUUCAGUAUCAUUUGGGGUUCAAACACAAUGUUUAUGUCCACAGAUUGAUGCCCAUGGCCAUGCCACUAUCUACACCUCUGCCUAAACUUCCCCUUAAACUCAAAAUUUCACCUAUUACUCCAUCUCCUCUUCUCUGUAAAUUCAAUGAUUCUGAUAUGACCUCACAGCUAGAAAUGCUGAAGCCUGAAGGAAAGAAGCCAGAGAAGCGUGUCAAUGGAAUAUUCUGGAUUCUGCUUCUUAACCUUGGACUAUAUGUAGCAGAUCAUGUCUUCCAGGUUCAGGCAGUAAAAGCAUUAUACUUAUACCACAAUCGGCCUGAUUGGUACCAGUUUGUGACUGCAACAUUCUGUCAUUUUAACUGGAACCACCUCUCAAGUAACCUUUUCUUUUUGUAUAUUUUUGGAAAACUCGUUGAAGAGGAGGAAGGGAACUUUGGAUUGUGGCUUUCUUAUAUAUUAACUGGGGCUGGAGCUAACCUUGUCUCGUGGUUGAUUCUGCCAAGAAAUGCUGUGUCUGUUGGUGCAUCUGGUGCAGUGUUCGGACUCUUUGCUAUUAGUGUACUUGUGAAGAUGUCUUGGGACUGGAGAAAGAUACUUGAAGUACUUGUAUUGGGCCAGUUUGUCAUAGAAAGGGUGAUGGAAGCAGCCCAAGCUUCAACAGGAUUAGCGGGAGGUAUUAAUGGAGGGUCUGCCUUACAAAAUGUUAAUCACAUUGCACAUCUCUCUGGCGCCCUAAUUGGUGUUGCUUUGAUAUGGCUGCUGAGUGGAAUUUCUACUGAACCGGAUGCACGGAACAAUAAAAAGUGACUCCUAAGAGUUGAUAACAAGGAAAGAUGUUUUACAAACAUGUAGUAAAUUGCUCAUUGAGUAAAGAAAAUCAGUUCAAUGACAAACAAAGGCAUUUUACGCAGAAUUUUUAGUAGACCGAACAUUACCAAGGACAUUUUUGGUGAUUUUUGUGUUGAUAGGAUGUAUCAAUAGAUGAUCAGAUUUGACAUGGUGUAUAGAUUUUCUCAACUAUUGAGUAUUAUAGCAUGGAUAGGUAAUUGUUUUGUUCA
Molecule: messenger RNA, 1143 nt
Organism: Lycium ferocissimum
Lineage: Eukaryota; Viridiplantae; Streptophyta; Magnoliopsida; Solanales; Solanaceae
Product: rhomboid-like protein 11, chloroplastic
Exons: 7
Coding region: 71-892 (273 amino acids)
Cellular component (GO): membrane
Molecular function (GO): serine-type endopeptidase activity
Source: RefSeq, a predicted model, not a curated record